AUGACGCAUCCCACAGCACGCUCGACACAUGGCUUGUCGCAAGAAGGCGGCCCGCGCGAACUCGAAGUUGGCCCGCAUUCCACUGAGCCUUCCGCGCCUCCCUCGCGUACCCGCGAACAGAUCCGUGCGGGUCACCUUCAGUUCCCCGCUGCUUGCUACGCCUCGAUGCUGGCGGGGUGGAAUGACGGAACGACUGGACCGCUGCUGCCGCGGAUACAUCAGGUUUACGGGGUCAACUACGCGGUCGUGUCCUUGUUGUUCGUCUGCGCGUGUGUGGGCUUCUUGUCAGGCGCGCUCAUCAAUAUACCCUUAUCGGAUCGGCUUGGCUAUGGAGAGGUUCGACCCAUCAUCCAGAUCAUCGCAUGCUCUAUCAACUCGCCCGCACCGCCGUUCCUAGUCCUGUGCGUCAGCUAUGCGAUUAACGGUAUCGGGAUGGCCAUACAAGAUGCUCAGUCAAAUGGCUACGUCGCAUCCUUGACAGAGAAACCAGAGGCCAAGAUGGGAAUGCUGCACGCUGCGUACGGUCUCGGCGCGCUCACUGCUCCGCUGGUCUCGACGCAGUUCUCGCAGAUGCAUCACUGGUCCUUCCACUACUUGGCGUCUUUGGGACUGAUGUUUUCCAGCCUCGUCAUACAAGUUGCAAUCUAUCGUUUCAGGACUCGGGACGAUCUAUUUAAAUGCCUCGCCCUCAUCGGUCAAGCCCCGCUUGAGAAGAGCGCCAGCGCCGAGAGCAACUUCAGGCAGAUCUUCCGCUUGAAGAACCUGCACCUGCUCGCCGUCUUCGUUCUCGUCUACGUCGGCGUCGAAGUGACCAUCGGCGGUUGGAUCGUCACCUAUGUGAUCGACGAGCGUGGCGGCGGUCCGAGCUCGGGUUACAUUUCAUCUGGUUUCUUUGCGGGUUUGAUGAUCGGUCGCCUUGCCCUGCUUUGGGUCAAUGCCAAGGUCGGCGAAUGGCCGGUUCUCUUCGUAUACGCGCUUCUAGCUAUUGGCCUCGAACUCGUAGUGUGGCUCGUCCCAUCCCUCAUCGGGGGUGGUGUUGCUGUCGCGCUCGUUGGCGUUAUCCUUGGGGCAUGCUACCCAAUCGCAAUGAACCAGGCCGCGCGCAUCCUUCCUGCAUGGCUUAUCACGCCGUGCAUUGGGUGGAUUGCAGGCUUCGGACAGGCGGGGAGUGCUGUUCUGCCUCUGAUAACCGGCGCACUCGCACAGAGCACGGGGAUCAAGAGCUUGCAGCCGUUUUUGGUUUCGAUGAUGGGAUGCAUGAUGGUGCUGUGGGCGAUGGUGCCUAGGAAGGCGAUGCGCAUGGAUUGA
Molecule: messenger RNA, 1308 nt
Organism: Schizophyllum commune H4-8
Lineage: Eukaryota; Fungi; Basidiomycota; Agaricomycetes; Agaricales; Schizophyllaceae
Product: MFS general substrate transporter
Exons: 11
Coding region: 1-1308 (435 amino acids)
Biological process (GO): transmembrane transport
Cellular component (GO): membrane
Molecular function (GO): transmembrane transporter activity
Source: RefSeq, a predicted model, not a curated record